Odontomachus brunneus is the source of this 1394-nucleotide messenger RNA. RefSeq lists its product as uncharacterized. Gene Ontology annotation, cellular component: presynaptic membrane. NCBI's taxonomy places the organism in Eukaryota, Metazoa, Arthropoda, Insecta, Hymenoptera, Formicidae. Gene Ontology annotation, biological process: neuromuscular synaptic transmission; clustering of voltage-gated calcium channels; neuron-neuron synaptic transmission. The record is from RefSeq and is a predicted model, not a curated record. Bases 35 to 1078 code for a protein of 347 amino acids. The transcript is spliced from 6 exons.
UCUGUUGCGAUUAUAUUCGUAUUAGCUUAUAAAUAUGUGCGAUGUGAAGUCGAUGUCCGAUAAUGGCGAGUCUGCCGUGAGAUCUAUGAAUGAGAAUGUUCCUUCGAACUGCGACAUUCAAAUAACGCAGAAGUGCUUGAUCAUCAAUGAGUGCAAGAGCGUGUUGAAGUCGACCAGUGAGCGCGAGUAUUAUCAGCUUUUCACGACUCUGAUUGAGGAGACCAAAGUGGAGGAAAGUAAGAGAUUUGAGGAGAUCAAAGUGAAAGUAAGUAAGAAGUUCGAGGAGACCAAGGUGGAGGAAAGUAAGAAGUUUGAACAGACCAAAGCGGAGGGAAGUAAGAAGUUUGAAGAGACAACAUCUGGUGGCUUCAGCGGGAAAAAGCCGAUCAAUGCUGAGGAACGAGCACGCCCUGAGAAUAAGACUCACGCGGAGUCGUUCGAGACGACGGCGAAACUGUCGGAACUGUCGGAGAAGUCAGCCAAGUCGAAAGGAAGAAAACGAGUGUUCUCUCUGAUCGACACUCUGAUCUCUCUGAUUAUAGUUGGACCUUUGGCGAUCAGCUGCUGGAGAGGGAUUUGGACAUGGAUGGACCUUCACGCGGAAUUGUUCCCCGACUGGUUCUGCUUCACGUGCGGUGCCGCUCUUCACGUGACAUUCGCGUUCUUCAAGGAUCGAUUUCACGACACGUUUAUGAACGAAUGGACAAAACUGAGCGCGUUCAAACGACUGCCCUACCGCGCACUGCGAAUUCUGUACACAUACACUUUCGGCGUGGCCUGCAACGCUCAUUGGCGAGGUUGCUGGAUCAUCAUUGAGGAUUAUUUUUUUAUGCACAUAUGGAUAACAACGUGCCUGAUGUGUUUGCUGCUGGCGUGUCUGGCGAUCCUGCGCUGCAUACGGAACUUGAUAGGACCGCCAUUGAUAAUCUUCACCGAUAGGCCGAUUUAUACGUUCCAGUUUCCCACUAGAUACAACGUGGAGGAUUCUCCUGAAAUUAAAAGGAAAAUAUUCUACACCCAAAAAGAAGAACUCCAAUUGCAAGAUGCCAUUUCCUAUAAUCCUAUAUCCAAGGAUUAAACUUUCACUAAAAGAAUAAGGCAUACAUAUUGAGGAAUAUACAAGAGAUUUCCACCAAGAGUGAGACUCUGCUCUUUGGUGUGCGCGAACUUGCGAUCUUGCUCUGUUCGUCGUGUUUCGACUGUUGUACACACGGCACCCUUGAAAAUGCGCUGGGCAAGGCCGUUGACCCGCACACGGCGAGUGCGCGACGAUAAGUUGGUGAACGGAAGUCGCUCGUCCUCGAAGAUCGCGCCUCGCCACCGUCGUCGCCGUCGUUGUUGUUGCUGUCAUCGUCUUCGAGUCGGCGUUAUCGAGGGAAAAGCCCGCGAGCUCU